This is a messenger RNA of Dermacentor silvarum, 2197 nucleotides long. Its product is annotated as TIMELESS-interacting protein-like. Gene Ontology annotation, cellular component: replication fork protection complex; nucleus. The transcript has 6 exons. Bases 304 to 1278 code for a protein of 324 amino acids. Gene Ontology annotation, biological process: replication fork arrest; DNA damage response; DNA replication checkpoint signaling. Gene Ontology annotation, molecular function: DNA binding. NCBI's taxonomy places the organism in Eukaryota, Metazoa, Arthropoda, Arachnida, Ixodida, Ixodidae. The record is from RefSeq and is a predicted model, not a curated record.
CCGCGAACUCUAUGGUUUCAUGCUUAGUUUCAAGGUGUAGUUGCUAGGGGUCCAUGCCUACUACCACGCCUACCACUCCUACCACUAUGCUUAUCGCUCUACGAAUCAAUGAAGCGGAUAAAUGACGCAUGUCACGUGACUUUAUAAGCAACAAAGCGCGCGAAAAGCACGUUAUCGCUGCUCCCUUAGUAAUUGCGGAUUUAUGUUUUUUUUUUCGCUGGUGUUUUCGAGCCGUGUUCUGUGAAUUGACGCUUUUUAUACUGUGAUUGCGUGUCCGAGGUGGUGAAAGCUAAAACACAAGCUAUGGAUGACUUAAUGGAAGAUUAUCCCUUACACGAUGUUGAGAAUGAAGACGAAGCUCCCGAGGAAUCCGCAGGAGCAGCGGACAAUGGUUCAGAACAGGAAGAAACAGGGGAAAAUGUUAAACCUGCUGUGAAGAAGCGCGUUGUUACAAAUCCUCGCCCUAAACUCAACAAAGAUAGGCUUGCUGGUGCCAAAGGGAUUCCUGAACUCUUGCGAAUGUCCAAGAAUGUGCACUGGCGAGGGAAAGGCCAUGAGGUCCACGACUUAGACACAGCAUUGUCGCUACUCGAGCACUGGGGCCACCGCCUUUUUCCUCAGAUGAACUCCGACAACUUUUUCAGUAAUUUGGAACGACUGGGCAUGAAGCGGGAAGUCCAGACAUACAUGCGCAAGUUACGAAUGGGCUUGGAGGGUGAUGUUGGUGAACAGCUGCAAUUUGGUGAAAACAUAGAUGAUGGAAUAGUGGAAGAAAAAGAUGAAGAAGAACAACCACCAUUUGAGGACCCCUUUUCAUCACUGCUUGCUGAGGGUUCACAGUCAACCAGCCAACAAGUGCUCGCAACAGCGCCACCCCUGUCUCAGCAGCCAAAGGACAUAAGCGAGGAGUUGCGUGAGCGCAUGGAGAGGAGUAGACAGCAAGCACUGGAACGUCGACGUUUGCGGCUGGCACAGCAGGAGCUGCUGUCAAGAGAUAUGGAUACGGAGGCAACAGACUUCGUAUCGGCUUUAGACAGUGUUGCAAAGGAUCAGCAGGAAACUGAUAUGCAGGAGGACAUCGUCCAAUGUCCUGAGGAGCGUGAAGACCAUGGCACAUCAGAGGUGGGCAUCACAUUGGGUUCAGACAGUGUUUCAAGUAGAGGCGUGCAGGCUAACACUCAAGAGGCCAUUGAAAGGAAUCCAGAAGAUUUUGAAGAACACAGUGCAGCAACGACAGUGUUGAACGUUGUACCAGUUGUUAGUGAGGAUAGUGAAUGAAGUGGAGAGUGAAUGAAGUGUACAGUGAACAUCACUGUUGUGAUGCAAAGACGUGUGCGUUGCUUGGAGCUCCUAGCUGCCUUUGGGAGCUGAGAUUUUUUAGAAGGAAGCUGAGGACUCUCUCAGGAAUGACUCUACCUGUGAUGGGAUUGUAAUUGCUUAUAGUGACGAAGUAACAUUUGGCACCAUGGUGAGCUGCUGUGACUGGUAAAUUUUUUGCAGCAAGUACUGUUGUUUGACCUACUAUCUUUCAUUAUCGCUCGGUGACUCGGAUGUUUUUGUAGCACUGCCUGUUACACUAAAUCCUUGGAGGUUGGUUUGUACAAAGCAGCAGGCAAUAGCAUUUCAGAUACAACACCCUUCCCCCAUGUACAAAUUUUUUACACUGCUUAUGUCAGUUUCAUAGCAACUCUGCUUUUUGAACAUUGCCCUUUCGUGUGAGAAGCCAGACUAGAUAUUGAUGUUAAUAAAGUUAUCUCUUUAAACGAAAGGGGCUGCUAUUAUGUAGUUUUCACCCUAUUCAAUUUAUGUUGUGAAGCCAAGUUAGAAGUGUAUUUCUUUAAUUUUUGUUUCCCUUUACUGUAAAUAGCAGUGAAACCAGUGCUUGGGUAGACACAGGCUUGCACCGUGUAAGAAGGCCUAGUUUCCAAUGUGUUAAAUUUGGAUGGUGACACGUAAUGAUUAUUUUGCCCGCAAUAUGUGUUCCUUAUGGGGUGAAAAAAGCAUUCCACUCAUGAGAGGACACUCCUGGCUGUCAGGUAAUGAUUACAUGUGCGCCACAAGGAAAGUUGCUUGGAAAAGGCACUCGCACUGCUCCCAUUGCAUUUUAUUGUCUCUCUGCAAAGCUGUAGCCAUACUACUGUUGAUUGUAUCUGAUUGCUCGUAAACCAAGGCGACAAUAAACACCUUUAGUUGGAAA